AAAAAAAAAAAUUGACAAACAUCAACAUCACAGACCAAAAAAAAAAUUAAAUUAUAUUUUCUUUUUUUACUAAGUUUUGUUUGUGUAAAUGUGAAUUUUCUUUUUAUAAAACGUAAAUAGAUAUUGAAGUCAAGAAAAAUAAAACACAUUUUAUAGUUAUAUUAAUUUUAUUACUUUAGAAUGAAUAAAGAAAGAGGUUCAAAUUGGAACCAUAGGAAAUGGGAUCACAAACGUGGACCACACAGAGGCGGAUUCAAGCGUGGCGGCGCCGGGAGGGGACCUGCUAACCAAGGGUUUUAUAACUCGCAGCAGUAUAAUAAUUUUGAUGGAUUUCGUGGCGAUAACUCUGCGGUCAAUAAUUAUGGCGCUAGGAAUAACUAUAAUCAACAAUGGCAAAAUACUCCCGGCAAAAGGUUGACAGAGAAAGAUAUUGGUGUAACUGAGUAUGUUAGCGAUCAUGAAGGAUUUAGUGGAAUUAUUAAAGCGAGGUAUUCUGAUUUCCAAGUGGCAGAAAUAAAUGAAAAAGGUGAAAUAGCCAAAUUGACAGAUUUGGAACCGCCAAAACCUCCCACGGACGAUACUGUGGAUGAGGAUGAGGAUCUUCUGCUUUCUAAGUAUAAUGUGGAAAUACUUCCAAUGGAGACUUGGGAUAGAAUCAAUAAAUUAGUUGUAACUGAAGACUCAACAGAAAAAGUUGAAAUUGAUGUGACUGGAAUGACUAAGGAACAAAGAACGAAGAUACAUGAUGCUGCAAAGAAAGCAUUUGGUCAAAGUAUAGUUGGUAGCACAGUCAGUGUGGAUGACAAGAAGUUUGUUCGCUUUGAAAAAUACAGAAAAGGAGUACGUAUAGACAACAGAGUAAAGUGGGUGUGGCCUGGAGAGUAUGUGUAUUUCAUAGUGCACAAAGAGAACUGCGAUACUAUGGAUGCAGCCAGGCGGAUUGCGGAAAAACUUAGGAUCAACAUGUCGCCGGCGAUGCUGGGCUACGCGGGCACGAAGGACCGGCGCGCCAAGACGUCGCAGUGGUUCAGCGCGCGCAAGGUGGACCCGCGCCGCCUGGCCGCCGCCGCGCGCGCGCUGCCCGGCCUGCUGCUCGGCAACUACAGCUUCGCGCGCGCGCCGCUCAAGCUGGGCAUGCUGCGCGGCAACAGGUUCCGCAUAGCGCUGCGCGAUGUGCGCGCGGACGACGAGCACGUGCAGCGCUGCGUGCAGCUGUUGCGCGAGCGCGGCUUCGUCAACUACUACGGGCUGCAGCGCUUCGGCGCGCACGCAGCCGCGCCCACGCACGCCAUCGGGCUGUGCCUCGCGCGCGGCGAGCUGCGUGCCGCGCUCGACUGCGUACUGCGCGCGCCCUCCGCGCAUGCGCACCGCGGCCUGCGCCGCGCGCUCGCCGCCAACCCGCGCGACCUGCUCGGCGCGCUGCACGCGUUGUCGCGCAACACGCGGCUGUUGUACCUGCACUCGUACCAGUCGCUGGUGUGGAACCGCGCCGUGUCGGAGCGACUGCGCCGGUUCGGGCUGCGACCCGCCGUCGGCGACCUCGUGCCUCCUGCACGGCCGCGAGGGCGAUCAUCUACUCGGUACGGAUUAUAUUCUUCAACUACCUAUUUCUGUUUUAAAUACGAGUCGAUCAGAGAUGAUCUCGGUGAGGAAUUAGAUGCUGGAGAGGAUGCCGGAGAGGAUCUUAGUGAUUCAGAGACACAUUUGGAAGAUAUUCAAGAAGAAACUAUGGAACCUAUGGAUCCUAUGGAAAGCACGUCAGAUAGUGCAGAGCAAGACAAUAAAUCUAUAGAAAAUAAAGAGGGAACAAAACCUAAAAUACCUGUAAAAAUUCUUACAGAAGAGGAUAUAGAAAGUGGAAAGUAUACGAUUUUCGACAUUAUUAUGCCACUUCCAGGGUAUAAUAUCGAGUAUCCGCCGAACAUGAAGGACUAUUAUGUAGAAUUGUUGCAGAAGGAUGGAUUAACUACUGAGUUAAAACAAAAAAUCAAGGAGUUGAGCCUGUCUGGUGCGUACCGACGCGUGGUGGUGCGGCCGGGCGCGCUGUCGCACCGCGCCGUGCGCUACAGCGACCCGCGCGCCGACCUGCUGCUCUCCGACCGCGACCGCCUCGCGCGCCGCACGCGCACCGCCGCCGCGCCCGGUGAGUACGCACCACACCGCGCCGCGCCGCACGCCGCACGCCGCACGCCGCCGUGCUGCGCGCCGUGCGCUACAGCGACCCGCGCGCCGACCUGCUGCUCUCCGACCGCGACCGCCUCGCGCGCCGCACGCCGCACCGCCGCCGCGCCCGCCUCCGCACCACACCUGCUGCUCUCCGACCGCGACCGCCUCGCGCGCCGCACGCGCACCGCCGCCGCGCCCGGUGAGUACGCACCACACCGCACGCCGCACGCCGCACGCCGCACUACACACUACGUGCUGCACGCACCGCGCCGUGCGCUACAGCGACCCGCGCGCCGACCUGCUGCUCUCCGACCGCGACCGCCUCGCGCGCCGCACGCGCACCGCCGCCGCGCCCGCGACCCGCGCGCCGACCUGCUGCUGCGCUCCGACCGCGCGCCGACCUGCUGCUCGACGCGCCGCCUCGCGCGCCGCACGCGCGCCGCCGCGCCCGGUGAGUACCUGCACGCACCGCGCCGUGCGCUACAGCGCGCGCCGACCUGCUGCUCUCCGACCGCGACCGCCUCGCGCGCCCCACGCGCACCGCCGCCGGGCGCGGUGAGUUCGCACGCCGCACGCCGCACGCCGCACGCCGCACGCCGCACGCCGCACUACACACUACGUGCUGCACGCACCGCGCCGUGCGCUACAGCGACCCGCGCGCCGACCUGCUGCUCUCCGACCGCGACCGCCUCGCGCGCCGCACGAGCACCGCCGCCGCGCCCGGUGGGGACGCCACACGCCGCACGCCGCACGCCGCACGCCGCACUACACACUACGUGCUGCACGCACCGCGCCGUGCGCUACAGCGACCCGCGCGCCGACCUGCUGCUCUCCGACCGCGACCGCCUCGCGCGCCGCACGCGCACCGCCGCCGCGCCCGGUGAGUACGCACCACACCGCACGCCGCACGCCGCACGCCGCACGCCGCACGCCGCACUACACACUACGUGCUGCACGCACCGCGCCGUGCGCUACAGCGACCCGCGCGCCGACCUGCUGCUCUCCGACCGCGACCGCGCGCCGCACGCGCACCGCCGCCGCGCCCGCGACCCGCGCGCCGACCUGCUCUCCGCCGCCGCGCCCGGUGAGUACGCUCUCCGACCGCGACCACACCGCACGCCGCACGCCGCACGCCGCACGCCGCACGCCGCACUACACACUACGUGCUGCACGCACCGCGCCGUGCGCUACAGCGACCCGCGCGCCGACCUGCUGCUCUCCGACCGCGACCGCCUCGCGCGCCGCACGCGCACCGCCGCCGCGCCCGACGGUGAAUAUAAGGCGUUGCUUCUCACAAUGUCGCUACCGUCAAGCUGCUACGCGACCAUGGCGCUCCGAGAACUACUCAGGGUAGAUACGUCCUCCGAUACUCAAGCUUCAAAGAACGAUUAUUACAUAAAGAAAGAAAGCAUUACAGAGAGUGUGACAAAAGAUGUGAAGCUUGAUCCUGUGGAGACAGACACAGAAGCUACAUUAAAAGCAGUGUCUGUAAGUGAGAGUGGGGAAAAAAGAAAGCUAGAGAGUGAAAGUGAAGGUGAGAUUAAGAAGAGUAAGAAAGAAGAUCCGAGUGAUAAUAUGAAGUGCGAUGGUGAUGUUAAGGAAGGAGAAAAGAUUGAUAAAGACGAAUAAAUAGUAAUUUAUUA
Messenger RNA from Galleria mellonella (greater wax moth), 3809 nucleotides. RefSeq names its product pseudouridylate synthase 7 homolog (gene Pus7). Gene Ontology annotation, cellular component: nucleus. Gene Ontology annotation, biological process: pseudouridine synthesis. NCBI's taxonomy places the organism in Eukaryota, Metazoa, Arthropoda, Insecta, Lepidoptera, Pyralidae. Gene Ontology annotation, molecular function: pseudouridine synthase activity; RNA binding. The coding region runs from base 181 to 3795 and encodes 1204 amino acids. The transcript is spliced from 13 exons. The record is from RefSeq and is a predicted model, not a curated record.